Messenger RNA from Verticillium alfalfae VaMs.102, 4146 nucleotides. Its product is annotated as RING finger membrane protein. Bases 1 to 4146 code for a protein of 1381 amino acids. The record is from RefSeq and is a predicted model, not a curated record. Lineage: Eukaryota; Fungi; Ascomycota; Sordariomycetes; Glomerellales; Plectosphaerellaceae. Gene Ontology annotation, molecular function: zinc ion binding. The transcript has 3 exons. Gene Ontology annotation, cellular component: endoplasmic reticulum membrane.
AUGGCGGACCCGGCAAUAGAGCCCUUCAUGGCUGCCGACGCCCUUGCACAUCCUCGCCGUCGACUCUCCGCAUCAACAACGGCUGAUCAGGGCCGGCCGAAGACCUCACUACCCGAGACCAACAACCUUGAUCCAGACACUUGCAGGAUAUGCCGGGGUGAGGCGACGCCCGACGAACCGCUUUUCUACCCCUGCAAAUGCAGCGGCAGUAUCAAAUAUGUGCACCAAGAGUGCCUGAUGGAGUGGCUUUCGCACUCGCAGAAGAAACACUGCGAGCUGUGCAAAACGCCAUUCCGCUUCACUAAGCUGUACUCGCCUAAAAUGCCGAACACACUCCCCGUCCAUGUCUUUAUCGGCCAUGUAGCGAAAUACCUUUUUCGGAACAUUUUGACGUGGCUGCGGGCCGGCUUGGUGGCAGUGGUCUGGCUCUGUUGGCUCCCUUGGCUCAUGCGUUCUGUCUGGUCGUUUCUGUUUUGGCUGAGCGACGAAGGCCUUGGCGGUGGACAAUUUUGGAUCCCCGCCAACAUCUCGGCAUCGCAUCCCGGACACCCAUACAUCGGCUUGAAGUACCUUGACGCCUGCCCUCUUAACAAGUCCGCUUACAAGUCAGCCAUGAGUCCGAAUCUUGGCCGCAACAUGAAUGGACUCUUGCAGACGCAUUCCACAGCACCUUUCUCCGGGUCAUGGCACGGAUUCGACAUCACCACUGAUGACUCCUUGACCGCAGGUAUGCUGAGGCUCUUUUUCGGGUCCAUGCCACCCUCCUUCACAGUGAGCCAUAGCAUCCCUGGGGCUGCUACGUCCUUGGAUCCGCAUGCGUCCCUCCUGAGUAAUGUUUCGUUCCUUCGAAACUUUUCACGCUAUCCUGUACUGAACCGGACGAUCAUCAACAUCUUCGAGGGUCAGAUCAUCACCAUUUUGGUCAUUAUCUGUUUCAUUCUUGUCAUCCUGGUCCGUGACUACGUGGUUCAACAACAACCCGAGAUUAACAUGCGAGCUGCUUUUGCUGCUAAUGAGCAGGAGCAGCACCAGCACCCGCACCAACAUCAACACGAGAAUGAUGAAGAACAGCGAAUGGCCGCACAAGUAGAGAAUCUUCCGGGGCCAGAUGAUGAUUGGAUUGACCAAGACGACGACGGAUCUGCUGCAGAGUGGCAAAAUCAGGUGCUCGACUUACCUUUUGGGAACAUUGGCCCGCGCUGGGAGCAGGAUAACAGUCAAGCCGAGGGUUCCAACGGGCCUUUUGUCCAACCGCAGCCUCAAUCAAGCGCGGAGGAGCAGGCCGAAGCUUCAGAGUUAGUGAGUGAUACCCUGGCGAAUCUUGCCCCGUCUCCGAUCCAAACCUCCGAUGGUUUAGACACGGAGCAGCCACAAAGCCCCGUAGCUACGGUCCAUGAGUAUCUGAGAAUCUAUCGGCAAUCGAACGGAGAUCCGCACCUGAUUCUCCAAGCUAUUCGGGAUGAGGGCUUAGAGGACAAGCUUGGAUACUGGGCCCGUGUCACCAGGUCCAUGAUUGACAAGACGAAUGGCAAUCCGCCCCAACAACCCAGCAAUGAGGAAGGGCAACAUUCCCGAGGACAUAGAUGGGCUGAUGGGCCACCAGGGGAAGAACCCCCAAUUGUACAGCUUCCUCUACCUUCGACGCCUGAAUUCGCUUGGCAUGGCGGCAUGACGAGUGCCAAUGCCGAUUUUUCGGAGGCCAAGGGCAAAGAAAAGGAAGAUGAGGUGUUCGAGGAGUCUCAAGAUUCGCUCAUUGCUUCCGGGGCAUCUUCAUCGUGGAACAACACUCUGAGGCCUCGGUCUGUCUCGGAUGGGCCACAGAGAGCGGCUACCGUCAACCCCCUGGCCAACAACAGCUGGUCGUUCUCGGCCUUGCCAGCUGAUGCUCCUGCACGCGGAAACGCAUCUUCACAGGAGCUUCCACAGGUAACUGAACAGCCCGAUGAUGCGUGGGAGAGGACUGGCGCACCAAGAACGCCGACUCCAGUUGACUGGACCUGGACGCCUGCCGCAGGAGAAGACACCGAGGAGCUCGAAGCACAACUUGACGCCUCGAACCUAGACGAUGUUAGCACUGCGGCCUCAGCAUCAGGUUCCGCACAUGCUGCCUUUGAACACCUCGAGCUCGACCAUGCCAGUCUCGAUGUAAACCCCGAUGGCGUAGACAUUCGCGAACAGGAGCCUGGCGUGGCAAAUGCUGGCGACAUAGCGGUGCCUCAACGACCCCCUCUGCAGCGCGGCGUCAUGGAUCGCCUUGCUGAUUUCAUGUGGGAUGGCAUCGAAGCUCGAGAGCUAGACAUCGGAGCUGGCCAUGCUGACAUUCUCGACGCUGAUCAUGUUCACGGUAACGUUGGUGAUGACGAGCUUUUCGAAGAAGCGAUCCCUCUGGAAGGCGACAACCCUGACGACUUUGAACGCGAUCCAGAAGUUGUCGAGGCGGCAGUGGCAGCGGGCUUGGAUCCCGAAGCCAUGGAUGACGCGGAAGAUAUCGAGGGCGUACUGGAGCUCAUUGGCAUGCGUGGACCCCUCGUGGGACUGUUCCAAAAUGCUGUAUUCUGCGCAGUCCUGGUCUCCGUCACCAUCUUCAUCUGCGUCUUCAUUCCUUAUAAUAUCGGGCGCGUCAGCGUGUGGGCGGCAAUGAACCCGAUGCGCUUGGUUCGUAUGCUGUUCAGCUUCACGAAGUUCAUUCAAGAUCUUGCUGUCGCUCUCGUGGCGGGAUUCUGUAGCCUGCUAUUGGGUGCCAUGUUCAUGGUUGGCAACGCUCUAGGACUGUGGUUGCCCUCAGCGCGGCGGUCCUGCGAGAACCUUAUGGCUCACACUUGGAAUCUAUCAGACCAUGCAGGCAAGCGAAUCCUCGAGAGUCUGAGUGGCGAACUUCCCCUGAUAUCUGCUACGGAGAUGCAGAAUUUCUCUGCCAUCAGCCAUGAGGCAUUGCAAACGCUGAAGAGUCAAGUCGCGGCCCUGUUCGUCGGCGUCGGGGCUGCUUUAGACGUAGUCUUCGACGGAAAACUCCCCAGCAAGGCGUUGCACUUCAUCAUUUGGGCAGGCAAGGUUGGAGUCUCUGCCCUAUACUUGAUGCGUGAUUUGCCGCACAUUCUUCUCAACCCAGCCAGCUGGGUCAUCAGUUUCGAUGUCCCGGAUGUGCCAGUCGGCGUUGACCCUGCGCUGGCAUCAUGGUCAGGACCCGACCGUUUCUGGGCCAUUUUGUGUGGUUACCUCAGCAUGUCUGGUGUAGGAGCGCUGUACCUGCGCAGAGGCACACCAUUUUCGAACGGACAAAUCGCCCAGGAAUGGGAGGCAUCGUUGAUUGACCUCCUGAAUCAAGCCAGCGGCGUCAUGAAGGUCAUCUUGAUCAUCAGCAUCGAGAUGCUGGCCUUCCCGCUCUACUGCACUGGGUACAUGUUCCAUUUCGCGCUCUUUGUAUCCAUGUGUCGAAAGAUCAUGCGCAAGGGGGUGCUAUACUUUAUCCGAGAUCCUGAUGAUCCCGACUUCCACCCCGUUCGCGACGUCCUUGAGCGCAAUGUCGUAACGCAACUUCGAAAGAUACUGUUCUCCGCGUUCGUCUAUGGCGCGCUGGUCAUUGUCUGCCUUGGGGGUGUUGUCUGGGGGCUAUCCUUCACCGUACCCAACGUGCUGCCAAUUCACUACUCAUCGAAUGAGCCGGUACUGGAGUUUCCGAUUGACCUACUCUUUUAUAACUUCGCCAUGCCACUCGCUGUCAAGUUCUUCAAACCCAGUGAUGGCCUCCAUGCCAUGUACACUUGGUGGCUUCGAAAAUGCGCUCGCGGCCUACGUCUCACUUGGUUCCUGUUUGGUGAGCGUCGGAUUGAUGAAGAGGGUACGCUGGUUCUGCGCCCGUCGUCCAGGUACAGCUCCCUCCCGUGGUGGAAGCGCUUCUUCCUCGAGGUCAACCAAAAGAGCCAGGUGGUGCCCAAGAGAUGGAAGAACACGUUCAAAGGUGGUACUGCCAAGCCAUCGUCGGCGCUCAGCAAAGAGAAAUUCACCAGCUCCAGUCUACGAAACGUAGGCUCGUUGAGUCCGGUCAGCUCAUCAAGACGGUGUCUUUGUGGGGCACCGCCGGGCUUCCGAUCAGGGUCAAAAUUCCCAAAGGCGGACAAGGGGGUCAUGGAAGUAUCCGAGGGAUGA